AUGAAACUCUGGAUCGGCGGCUGGUUACUGGGUGGUCUGAUUGGGCAGGUAAGGAGAUGAUGACUUGGCGGGCGCACACUUGCGGGCAACCACUUUGCGGGCAACCAGUUUGCGGGCAAUUUUUUUGCGGGCAGCCACUUUGCGGGCAGCCGACAUUUGCGGCCAGCACCGGCAUUUGCGGGCAGCCUGGGACAUUUGCGGGCAGGGUCGACAUUUGCGGGCAGCCGACAUUUGCGGGCAAUCGGCACUUGAGGAUAACAAGGUGGAGGUGGAAAAAUUACUGCAAUAUUUUGGAAGUUUUCCGACAUUUGCGGGCAACCGACACUUGCGGGCAGCCGACAUUUGGGGGCAACAGUUCAAAAAGUUCCAAUACAAUCUGUGUGAUUGUUUUUUCCUGUUGCCCGCAAAUGUCGGUUGCCCGCAAGUGUCGGCUGUCCGCAAAUGUCGGCAAAUUUUCAAAAUAUUGCAGUAAUAUUUCCACCUCCACCCUGUUACCCCCAGGUGCCGGUUGCCCGCAAAUGUCGGCUGCCCGCAAGUGUCGGUUGUCCGCAAGUGUCCCAGGCUGCCCGCAAGUGUCUCAGCUGCCCGCAAAUGUUUCAGCUGCCCGCAAAUGUGACCCCCAAAUUUUGCCCGCAAAGUGGCUGCCCGCAAAAAAAUUGCCCGCAAACUGGUUGCCCGCAAAGUGGUUGCCCGCAAGUGUCGCGACGCCGAUGACUUUGGCUGAAAAUGCACGCUAGAACUUUCUUGGACUGAAAUGGAUCGAGGACAAAAUAAAAAUUGCACUUCUUUUGCAGAUUCUCUCCUCUCCUCAUGUCCCAGAAGUCGUCUAUCCAAGGAAACCGUCAUCCUCGAACCUCUGGGCACACGCAGCCGCACAAAAUGGUGUGUCAAAGGGCAAAUCAAGCAGUAAGCCCUCAAUUUCAUUGCAACUAUCUUAAGAUAUUCAAGCGAAAAACAGUGGAAACACGAGCUUCGGUAUGCCGGUUGGCCCCUUCUACAAGGCCAGGAGGAAAACAUACGCACAAAAGCAGUAUAAUAAUACGAAGGAAGCGAGGAUCGUGCUGGCUCCUUUGGAGGGGGAAAAGUAGGGGAAUAAGGGACGGGUAAUGUGAGAUUGCUUUCAGGAUUUAUACGUUGGAGAAGUAUGUUGUAGUGUCGAGUGAAAAGCCGGAGAAGAAAGAGUUUGUCAAGCCGAGGAAGGGACCGAGUAAGUCAAUUUUGAAAAAGAUACAGUACGCCAUAUUUCUGCCGAUUUAGAAAAGAAGAAAUUUUCAUGCAUAAACUAGCAAAAAAGUACUGAAUUUUGACCAAUUUUCGGGCUAAAAAAUCUUACAAGGGAAUGGACUUUAUGUGUAAAUCGAUUUUGGCUUGGGACCUAGUCAGAUCGAAAGGUGUGUGGUAGUCGGUUAUUCACUUGGGGGGAAAUCUCUGCGCGGGGCUUCAAAGCCGAGAAAAUCGGCUUCAAAGUUUGGACGAAAAUCAAAGGAAAGGGAUAGGGAUCCCGGAAAAGAAGCGGUAAAAAGUGUGAAGCAGUGGCCGAGUGGUCAGUGCGCUCGCUUUUUGCGCAAAAGGUCGCAAGUUCAAAUCUGCUUCCAUUCAUAACUUUUUUAGACAAAAACUUCUAUUAAUUUUUUUCCACUGAACUCGAUUAUCGAGUCAAGAAGUAUAUUUUAAACGGAACUUUUCCAUUUUCAACGGCUUCGCACCUUCCUUUUACAGUUUUAGAGCGCAGGGCACACCAUCAACCUGAUGUAUUCAAAAACAACUUUCCAUUAUGUUAACUUUUUUAUCUAUACCCCUUUUUUUAAUGUAUAGCCGGAUUAGCACAAAGAAAGCAAAAGUAAAAACGAUAAAUGAUGAUUUGAGCUUGGAAAGAUUCGAACCUGCAACCUUUUGCGCAAAAGGCGAGCGCACUGACCACUCGGCCACUGCUUCACACUUUUUAUCGCUCCUUUUCCGGGAUCCCUAUCCUUUGAUUUUCGUCCAAACUUUGAAGCCGAUUUUCUCGGCUUUGAAGCCCCGCGCAGAGAUUUCCCCCCAAGUGAAUAAUCGACUACCACACACCUUUCGAUCUGACUAUGUCACAAGCCAAAAUCGAUUUACACAUAAAGUCCAUUCCCUUGUUAGUUUCCUCUGCAAAACGGAGCGAAAAAAGAGCCAGCGCCGGCUUAAAAAUUCACUGUUUUUUCUAAACAUCAAAGUUACAGAAACCGCAUUAAGUGGGACAAAAACAAAGGCCAAUGUUCAAGAACUAGUCGCGCUCAAGCGAACAACAAUGUCAGAGUUUGCUACCUCCACCACAACCACCCCAAGACCUCGACUCAUUAUUGGCGAUGUGAAAAUGAACCAAUUGCAAACAAAAUCACCAGCAGCGGAAAGCGCCGAAACGCAGGUGAAUUAUUUUUCAUCAUAUAAUAUGACAUGAUGAAUACUGUAACAAGAAACAAAUAAUACAAUGCUGAUACAACUAUUUUAGCCCAAGAAUUCCGAAUCGCCGGCCGCCGUUGGUUCUCAUGUUCACCUGGUCAGCCAUGAUACCAGUAAAUCGGCGGAAAUCAAAUUCCCAGCCAAAAACUGGCAACUCCCUCCGGCGUUGUUGGCUGCGAGAAUCAAAAGUACCGGAUUAGAUACGGCCAGAGAGCUGAAUUCAGUUGAAGACGACACUUUGGAGGAGGCUUUAGAGCUGUUCUCAAAAACCCACGAUCAGCUGAAAUCUCCGCACGCCAUGAGUAUCGGCCCGAGGAAUAAGAGUAGCAUAUCUAUGGCUGACGUGCUGCAAAAGGCUUUUGGAGAGACCAAGCCCAAACCUCAAGUAAUAAUAGUGCCUAAUAGAAAGCUGUUUCAGCUAUGAAAAUUGGAUUUAAAAGUGUAUUUCAGAUGACAUUUAUGGAUCGUCAGAAGUUCCGGGCGACCUUUGCAACUCAUAAAGCAGAUCCUCAACAAAUUAUUCCGUUGCCUCCAACGCCGUUUGGCGAUGAGAGUAAGUCUGAUAUGCAUGGAAAACUCGUUAAACGGAGCUCUAUAUACAUACAGGAUGCAAACAUCCAUAGUUCCUCUCAGAAAGAGAAGAGCUGAUUAGCAAAAAUUGUUAACUUUUUGACCUUUUCUUAAAAAAGAAAUCUUAAAUUAUUAAUAUUACACGGGUAUUCAAUAGUCAACAUGUUUAAAACAGAGAUAUGUGCAGGCGUCUUUUUCGAGUGGCCGGAGUUGCGGGUCAUUAUGAUUGCCACACCACAAUCGAACUGAAUUUCCUCUUUUCCGAACUCUUUUUUCAGCCGACAUGGAUCUCCUCCAAGAAUCUCUCCGCAACCGUCACUUACUACCUAGUCCCAUCGUUCCUGUUCCUAUUAUAACCAAUCCAGCGUUGGCCGUUCCUGGCCCUCUAUCCCAUCUUCCCACCGAAAUGAUAGUGUACAGUAAACAAACGACGCUGAUGCCAAACUAUGUGGGUCUGGAUCCCAAUUACAAAUUGGACCUGUGCUGCAAAAAACAGGGCGUAACACCGGUCUGUCAAACAAUGUGUAAUUUCGAUACUUUCACCGAUCGAUCUGUAAGCAUUCUGCUUUCUUUUGAAGUGAAUUUUUGACUCUUGCCUUCAAUAAUUUUAUCUUUUUUAGCUAGUCACCGCGGUGAUCUCAAAUCAAUGUCCUGGCCCACAACUAGGCCAGGCGUUUGAUUGUGCCUCCACCAAAGUCGAUCAUACGGAAUGUUGUACUCGGAACAAUGUUCAUCUCUACAAUGCCGGUCAAUGCAUGCCUUUUUGCCGGACUCAUGAGCCAACUCCGCCCAACAUUUUCACUUAUGUUGCGUGUUUAUCGGUUUUCGACACGAUUAAGAACUGCUAUAGGGAGUAUCAGUACACGCAUCCGAACAUUUUUGGGGACUAG
Bursaphelenchus xylophilus (pine wood nematode) is the source of this 3887-nucleotide messenger RNA. Lineage: Eukaryota; Metazoa; Nematoda; Chromadorea; Rhabditida; Aphelenchoididae. The record is from the annotation of a GenBank genome assembly.